This is a messenger RNA of Pyricularia grisea, 3381 nucleotides long. RefSeq lists its product as uncharacterized. The record is from RefSeq and is a predicted model, not a curated record. Gene Ontology annotation, molecular function: structural constituent of ribosome; protein binding. Gene Ontology annotation, biological process: translation. NCBI's taxonomy places the organism in Eukaryota, Fungi, Ascomycota, Sordariomycetes, Magnaporthales, Pyriculariaceae. The transcript has 5 exons. Gene Ontology annotation, cellular component: ribosome; small ribosomal subunit. The coding region runs from base 1 to 3210 and encodes 1069 amino acids.
AUGAGCACGAUCAGCGAGCCCAUUCGGGGCUUUCACGCCACCAGAGGAAUGCCCACUGACUAUUAUGUUCAGGCAAUCCGCCGCAAGAUGGAAAACGAUCUCGCCAAGAAGAAGCAUGUGACGGGUCGAGCCCGGCACUCGAGGAAAGCCCCGCCCGGAACCGUCCUCGCCCUCAAGCCCAGCCAGGCUCUCCAGAUCAAGCCAGGCACCACGGUGGCCGAGGCGGCGCAGCUCAUGGCCGCCAAGCGGGAGGACUGCGUCCUGGUCACGGACGACGAUGAUAGAAUCGCGGGUAUCUUCACGGCCAAGGAUCUUGCCUUUCGCGUCGUUGGUGCCGGUCUCAAGGCUACCAACGUUACCAUUGCCGAGAUUAUGACCAAGAACCCGCUGUGUGCCCGAACAGACACAAGUGCGACCGAUGCUCUCGACUUGAUGGUCCGCAAGGGCUUCCGCCAUCUGCCUGUCAUGGACGAAAACCAGGACAUUUCGGGUAUCCUCGACAUUACAAAGUGCUUUUACGAUGCCAUGGAGAAGCUGGAGCGGGCCUACUCAUCCUCGAGGAAACUCUACGAUGCCCUGGAGGGAGUGCAAUCGGAGCUGGGCGCCAGUCAGCCUCAGCAAAUUAUUCAAUACGUCGAGGCUUUGAGGACGAAGAUGUCAGGCCCGACUCUCGAAUCCGUCUUGAACGGCAUGCCCCCCACGACUGUUGGUGUAAAGACAUCGGUUAAGGAGGCUGCGCAGAUGAUGAAGGAAAACCACACAACGGCCGUUCUGGUCCAGGAUCAGGGUCAAAUCACUGGUAUUUUUACUAGCAAAGAUGUCGUGCUUCGUGUCAUCGCUCCCGGUCUGGACCCUGGAAACUGCAGCGUAGUCAGGGUCAUGACGCCCCAUCCUGACUUUGCCCCCAUGGACAUGAGCAUCCAGGCUGCUCUCCGCAAGAUGCAUGACGGCCACUACCUUAACCUCCCAGUCAUGAAUGAUUCUGGAGAGAUUGUCGGCAUGGUGGAUGUUCUCAAACUUACAUAUGCCACUCUUGAGCAAAUCAACACCAUGUCAAGCGGCGACAACGAGGGCCCCGCAUGGAACAAGUUUUGGUUGUCCCUGGACAAUGAAACAGAAUCCAUGGUUUCUGGAGAUGGAUCACAUCACCAUUCCCACUCUCAUAUCCACCACCGUUCCGUUAUGUCACCAGACUUGACGCGCGAGCGAUUGGAUAGUGUUGCACCUGGAGACUCCGCUUCUCACGCCGGCGUAGAGUCUCCUGGCCACUCGAUCGUCCAGCACUCUCCUGAGCUACCCGUCAGCGAGAUUCCCUUCCCCUUCAAAUUCAAGGCUCCGAGUGGCAGAGUUCACAGGCUACAGGUGAUCGCUUCUCACGGAGUAGCUGCGUUCAUCACCAACGUCACUUCAAAGCUUGGCGGAGAAAUCGAGGCAGUGGGCGGUGCACCAGAGGUUACCGAGGACGGACAAGUCCGUGGUGGCUUCGCGCUCUCAUACCUCGACAACGAGGGCGACUCGGUCAGUAUCACAGCCGACCAGGAUCUACUCGAGGCAAUCCUGCUUGCCCGCCAAUCCGGUCGUGACAAGGUUGAUCUCUUUGUUCACGACCCUGAAAAGCCCCCUGUUGCCGUGGCAGCUCCUGCAGCUGUCCCACCUGCCCCCUCGGAGCCUGUUUCAGUGCCCAUUCCCACACCACCAGCCUCCAGUGUGGCCCGGGAGCGCAGGAGACGUAAGUCCCCUGCCAGCGAUGAAAGCGACGAGGAGGAAGAGUCGGAAGACGACGGAUCUUCAACCCUUAGAAGACCACGCCGGCAUCAACGUGCGGCGGCAGCCCAGCAGGAGCCGCUCAUCGCGGGCGUCCCUAACGAGUUGUUGCUUCCUGGCGCUAUCGUUACGCUCGCGGUUGUAAUCGUUGGUGUCUUUACCAUCUCGCGCGUCUCAAGCAACAACAGUUUCGAAGCUUCAGAGUCUCGCGUCGAAUUAGAAACUAAGCCAAACUCACAUGUCACCAUGAUUAUAAGAAAUAUAGCAGUCCGGCACGGCCGGUCUGCCUUUGCAGCUCCGGUUGCCCGCGCCGUAAAUGGCAGCACCAUCAGCGGCAUCCGCAGCAUCUCGACCGAGACCCUCUCGACCUCAGGCACCGUUCACGCUUCUACUCCGCCUACACACCCUCUCCCGAGCACUGGAACGGCAACAGCCACGGCCACGUCAGCCGCUCCCCUGGCAGUGCCCAGGGUGCUGGAUCCUCGUCUCCAGGCGCGGUUCGGCCAGACCCAAAAGGAAGAGGCGCCCGACACAACGGCCCGUGACUGGAUCGAGCUGAAGCGGUUCAAGAAGAAGACCUCGGGGAUUGGCUCUCAGCGUUCGACGCGGACCUACCGCCCCAGCGACCUGCUGCGCGACCCGCCCAAGCCCAAGGACGUGACCCUGGAGCUGCUGAUGGCGUCGCAGUGCCACAUGGGCCAUCACAAGUCGCUGUGGAACCCAUCCAACUCACGCUUCAUCUACGGUGUAAGGCAGGACAUACACAUCAUCUCGCUGGAGCAGACGGCUGCGCACUUGCGUCGAGCCGCGCGCCUGGUCGAGGAGGUCGCCUUCUGCGGCGGCCUGAUCCUGUUCGCCGGCACGCGCCAAGGGCACAUGGAGAUCGUGACGCGGGCCGCCGAGCUGAGCCGCGGCUGCCACCUGUUCAACAAGUGGACGCCCGGUACCAUCACGAACCGCGACCAGCUGCUGGCGGGAGGCGCGCUCAGGAUGGUCGAUGAGCACGACCGCGAGCUGCCUGGGUUCGAGAAGCACCUGCAGGAGCGGAGGCCCAUCACGCCGGAUCUCGUCGUGGUGCUUAACCCGCUUGAGAACAACAUCCUGCUGCACGAGUGCAAGGUGUCGCAGAUCCCGACGAUUGGUGUCAUUGAUACGAAUGCCGAUGUCACCAAGGUCACCUACCCGAUUCCGGCAAACGAUGACAGUCUGCGAAGCAUGGCCGUCAUUGCCGGCGUUCUGGGACGCGCCGGUGAGUUGGGCCAGAAGCGGCGUCUCGCGGACGCCAAGGGUGGCCAGGUGCACUGGGAAAACCCGGCGGACGUGGCACGUUUCUUGGAUGCGCUCAACCGGGAUGCCAUCGAGGCGACGCGCCAGCAGAUGGAGGUGGAAGUCAAAGAAGAGCAACGUUUGCUUGAGAAUGCUACCAUCAAGGAUCUGCUCAUUUAAUGGAGGCGUGUGCCCUGUAUGUUUUCACUCUCGUCGCCUAGCGCCACCGGAUCUUUUUGGGUUGUGUGGAAAGGGUUGUAUUACAUGUGAAUAAGUUUGUAAAAAUACAUUUGAAAGAAAUAGACAUUGUAUCCAUGGGGUUUCUUGACGCGCUGCGGCCUUUUAUAAUCU